Molecule: messenger RNA, 1962 nt
Organism: Rotaria sp. Silwood1
Lineage: Eukaryota; Metazoa; Rotifera; Eurotatoria; Philodinida; Philodinidae
Source: the annotation of a GenBank genome assembly
AUGCAAGUAGCAACUGGUUUUCUUUUCAAUUGUAUGUUUUUAAUUUUCGGAGUUUCAUCAACAAAUUAUAAUCAAGUAAAACUUCCGAAAAAUGAUUUCCAAUAUAUUAUUAAUAAUUUACAAAUUAAAUAUAAAAUGAAUUAUGAAGAUGCGAAAAGGUGUGUUACAGAAUUAGAACAUUUUUAUACUGGUAUUAAAUAUAAAAUUAUUGAUAAUAUGUUAGAUCAUCCAUCAACAGCAAUUAAAAAUGCAUGGGAAUCACAUAUUAUUUAUACAUCAAUGUAUUUUAAUUUUACUCAUUCAACAUUUGGUACAUAUGUUCAUUAUCAACCGAUAGAACACGAUAAAGGACAAUUAAAUAUAUACAACAAACUCAAAACAUUUGGAAUAAAUAAUAUGAAUGAAACAAUUUGGCUAUUGAAAACCUUACAACAACAAGAACAUUAUUCAUCACUGGCAACGUGGAAUACUUAUUACAUGGAAUCAAGCACUUCUUUAUCAAAUUUUAAUCAAAAGGAAAAUAGAUUUCUGAAAAAUUUUAUAGACGAAUAUAAACCAUCAUUUCAUGACUUUCAAAUAUUAGAUAUUGCUAUGGGACAAGGACGAAAUUCAAUUUGGCUUGCACAAAAAGGUUACAAUGUAACAGGAUUUGAUUCAUCUAUUGAAGGUGUACAAAUAGCUAAAAAACAGGCAAAACAUUUCAAUCUAACUACAUUACAAGCGUAUGUAACAACAAUCGAAGAGUUUCAUUUUGACGUUGAACAAUGGGAUUUAAUUAUAUGUAUGUAUUUUCCAAUAAUAAAUCAAACUAAUUACUUAAGAAGAAUAGAGCAAUCAUUAAAAUAUAAAGGUUUAUUAAUAGUUGAAGUUUUUCAUUGGGAUAGUUUAAAUGGUGACUAUAUAAUUCCACUCGAUAUUACCUAUAGAACAAAUUCUAUACCAUUAUUAUUUCCAAAUUUAACAACUCUUAUAUACGAAGAACCAACUGAUUAUAGUGACUUUGGAAAUAAGCUAACAAAAAUUAUUCGAUAUGUUGGACAAAAGCAACCACCAUUUCAAUUGAAGCAUACAUCAAUACGUGAAUUAGAUUUGAAAUGCGUUAAAUAUACUAAUAAACAAUAUGCAGUAUUCAUUCGUUCACCACUUGGCAUGCAAUGUGAAGUACUUUAUAUUCAUGUUCAAAAUCGUACAUGUAUAGUUGAUCUUGUUCAAACAAUGGGCAAUCUUCGAUUGUUUACUACAAUAACUAUUAAAUUAAAACAAACAUAUUCAUUGGCAAAUUAUCUUUGGCCAUGUUUAUCAGUAUCUGGUUCUCUUAUCGAUACACUCGAUUGUCUAGUAGGUUGUGACUCUAUUACAACAAGUAUUUAUGUAAAAGGUACUUGUAUUAAUUAUGAUUUUGGCUUAAAUGUAACUAUCUCUCAAAGUAUACAAUCAAUAACAUAUCCAUUAGCAACAUAUAUUAAUUUAGCAGUACGUAGUGAUAAUGGACAAAUUAAUUCAUCAUCAAUCACAAGCAUGUCUCCAUUAAUCACUGUACCUAUUAAUACGCAUCAAAUAUUUCGUAUACGAAUGACAGGUAUUGAUAAUGAUAUUAUUAAAUGUCGAUGGGCAAAUAGUACAUCUAUAGUAGCUUCUAUACCUAUCGAUGAAUGUGGUGGUAUUUGUCAAAAUAUACAUAGUACUCAACUCUAUUCAUCAUCAAAUAUUGAUAAUAAUUGUACACUUAUAUUUAAUACAAGUAUCACUGGUUAUUAUGUUAUAGCUAUACAAAUAAAAGAUUUUAUGCCAUCUGAUCCUAAUGGUACAGCAUUAAGUUCUAUUCCAUUACAAUUUCUUGUACAUAGUAUACAACUUUCAUGUAAUUUACCAAUUAUUGUUGGUGAUCUAAUCAAUAGUUCUACCCUAUAUGUACAAGCUAAUGUUACAUUUUCUACAGCAAUUAUUGCACAAACAGGUUAA